AUGAUAAAAAAGGCUGUCGACACUGGGACUUCCCAAGCGGUCCCCCACCUUAGUACUAACCCAGCCUUAAGGCGCUUAACUUCGGAGUUCGAAUGGGAUCCGGUGUUUUCACCUUAGUAUGGCCGACAGCAAAAUUAAUACAUUUAAUGCCCUUAAAUAAAUAUAUCAAAUUAUUUUCAAAAACAUAAAAAAAAAUGGCUGUCGACACUGGGACUUCCCAAGCGGUCCCCCACCUUAGUACUAACCCAGCCUUAAGGCGCUUAACUUCGGAGUUCGAAUGGGAUCCGGUGUUUUCACCUUAGUAUGGCCGACAGCAAAAUUAAUGAUUUCGUUUGCACUUUUAUAUUUCUUACUGCCUUUAUGAUUUAAUACUUUUUUAUUUUAUACAACUAUUUUUAAAAAAUAAAUUUAAAAAAUAAUAUAAAAAAUAAAAAGGCUGUCGACACUGGGACUUCCCAAGCGGUCCCCCACCUUAGUACUAACCCAGCCUUAAGGCGCUUAACUUCGGAGUUCGAAUGGGAUCCGGUGUUUUCACCUUAGUAUGGCCGACAGCAAAAUAUAUACAGAUUGAUUUGUUGUCGACACUGGGACUUCCCAAGCGGUCCCCCACCUUAGUACUAACCCAGCCUUAAGGCGCUUAACUUCGGAGUUCGAAUGGGAUCCGGUGUUUUCACCUUAGUAUGGCCGACAACAAAACUCAAUGUUUCGAAUAGCUAUAAAUAUAUAAAUAUAAAAACAAGGCCAUUUACCAUCAUUUUGAUAAACAUUUAUUAUUAAAUUUGA
Molecule: messenger RNA, 783 nt
Organism: Tetrahymena thermophila SB210
Lineage: Eukaryota; Ciliophora; Oligohymenophorea; Hymenostomatida; Tetrahymenidae
Product: transmembrane protein, putative
Exons: 3
Source: RefSeq, a predicted model, not a curated record